Messenger RNA from Cucumis melo (muskmelon), 2231 nucleotides. RefSeq lists its product as uncharacterized. The record is from RefSeq and is a predicted model, not a curated record. Bases 72 to 2045 code for a protein of 657 amino acids. The transcript is spliced from 5 exons. NCBI's taxonomy places the organism in Eukaryota, Viridiplantae, Streptophyta, Magnoliopsida, Cucurbitales, Cucurbitaceae.
GAAUCGCCUCGUUUCCGGUGGCAGCGUCGAAACUUCUUUAACCCAAACCAAAAUUUCAUCUUCCUAUCGCCAUGGAUUUCCAUACCUUGUCAAGGAGAGAGCUCCAAGCCCUUUGCAAGAGGAAUAAGAUUCCGGCCAAUAUCACUAAUGUCGCCAUGGCCGAUGCUCUUGCUGCUCUUCAAUCCGUUGAAGGGAUCGAGGAGUUUUUGAACGGUGAUAGAUCUGGAGUAUCUGAAUCGCCGAUGAAAGUAGAGGUUAUCUCCUUGGAAAUUCCACGAACUGCAUUGAGAACUUCGACAAGAAGAAAAGCCGUCAAAGAUGAGACAAUUACCACUCGAUCACGCCGAGGUGCAGUGGCAAGAGGCACAGAGGAAUCGGAAAACAGAGAUUUUAAUAUGGCUUUGACUACUCCAUCAUUGCCUGGUAGCCGGAGAAGGACAGCGGCGGCUUCUUCAGCUUGCAAGAAAGUGGAUUUCCAGAUGACGGUUGAUGAUCAGAAAGAGGAUAAUGAUCUAGAUCAAGAAAAGAAAGAGAUUGAAAAGACUCCUGCUGUGCCUAAAAGCCAGAAGAGAGUUGUCGGGGCCUCAACUCGUAAACGAACCGAGACUAGAAACAAUGGGGCUGCAGAGCAACGAGUUUACAGUACUAGAAGGUCUGUCAGAUUGCUGGAGAAGAAUAUGGAGAGCUUGAGUUUAGGGGGAGAUGAGGAAAUGGAACCAAUUAGUGUCCAUAUGUCGUUCGAAGAUAUGCCCAACAGUUCAGUACCCGUGAAGGAAAAUACGGAAUUAGAAAUUGAGUCUAAGAUAAUCGAUGAAUCCGAAAGCAAAUUAGAUGAAGAUUUGAGAGUGGAAGUUGAUGAUGGAGAGAAGAGUGAGAUAGGGUCUGAAGUAAAACUCUCGGAGGAGGAACCAGAAAUAGUUCUUGAUGAUCUGUUAAAAUCUUCUGAUGAAAAUGUAGUUACUGCAAAGAGCGUCGAUGAUUCUGAAACAGAGGCACUUCAUGCUAAUUUGGAUGUGAAAUGCUUCUCUGAAGAUAAAGUAAAUGAAGCUUCGAAAGCUGUGGAGAUUUCUGCUGAGGAAAUCAAUGAAUCUGACAAAUCUUCUCUGCCUACUGAAGACUUGGAUGUAACUGAAGUUGUUCACAAAUCGAACAUUGCAGAAGAAUUUGGUAUGGAAGUUGAAUGUAAACAAAAUGAGUCUACCUCUGAAUUGGAACAUAAAAUUGAAGAAGAUGUUGAAGAAGAAAAACACGUGAAUAAUUCUGCUGAAGAACUGUCUCUUCCCCAUGAAAAUGUGGAAGAAGAAACCGAAGUUGAUGGAGAUGAUGAUGUCUUGAGCAGUGAUGAAGAAUCUUUAAUGGAAGUGAAAGACGAUCAAGAUGAAUAUGAUUACAAAUCAGAUCCCACAUCCGAAGAUGAAGCAUCAGAUGCUGACAUUGAAGGAGACAAGAAGGAAACAGAAAUGGAGAAAAGUUCGGUUCAAGCUGAAGAAGAUGAUACCAUAAUCAACAAGUCCGUGGAGGAGUUCCCUGAGAAUGUUGCUGAUGAUUUGGUUGAUGUCAAGAUCCAAUGGCAAAUGGAAGAAGAAGCUCCUCCUAAAGACAUAACCGUCGAAGCUAUCGACUCACAACCCAAAAUCCCAAAUGCCAUUGUUCAAUGUGAGGAAGCUUUGGUGGAAAUCACUACCACAUCCUCCAACAACAAUGCAGUUCAAUCAUUGGCAAACCAAUUCCCUAGGCCAACAAUAGAAGCCAAAUCUCCCGUUAAAGAACAAAUCAUUAGUCUGCUAAUGGACAACCUAGAUGCUGAGGAAGAAGAUGAAAAAGAACAGAACAAAGCAAAGUGCAUUCAGAUUGUGGAGAAGAAUGAUGUUAGCCUAAGGCAGCUGAAGAAGAUGUUCAAGGAAAAACUCCAACUUAACAAAAAGAAGAUGGACAAUAAUAACAUCAACACAAAAGUUGUUGGAGGUGGGGUGAAGGUGAGAACUGCUUUACAACCGGUGCUGGAAAACAGAAUGACCGUGGAUGAAUUGGAGAAGAGACAUUAAAAGUCUGAGAAUGAUAGAAAAUUGUGCAUGGUUCAAACUGUGGUUUGCCUCAUGUUAUUGAUUUUGUGAUUGUUUUAUUUUUUCCAUGAUGUUUUUUGAGAGGAGGAAAAAAUGAGGUAAACAAUUAGUUUGUCUGAAAUUUUGUUCAUCAGUUCAAUAAUAAAAUGCUAUGCAGUUUGUGUUUCA